GGGCGGCGUCGGACUGGAGCCGAUCGGCGGUGCGAGCUGCCCGGGGCGCAGUCGUGAGCUCGCCCGCCGGGCCCCUACCCCUAAGCUACACCCUGCCGUGCCCAGCUCUGCCGGCGUCCGUGCCCCCGCGGCGAGCGCGCCGGGGCUGCCCCCCGAAUGACGGGCGGAAGGUUCGACUUCGACGAUGGCGGCACCUACUGCGGCGGCUGGGAGGAGGGCAAGGCGCACGGGCAUGGCAUCUGCACGGGGCCCAAGGGCCAGGGCGAGUACUCUGGCUCCUGGUCGCACGGCUUCGAGGUGGUCGGAGGCUACACCUGGCCCAGCGGCAACACCUACCAGGGCUACUGGGCGCAGGGCAAGCGACACGGGCUGGGGGUGGAGACGAAGGGCAAGUGGAUGUACCGGGGGGAGUGGUCACAUGGUUUCAAGGGGCGCUACGGGGUCCGGCAGAGCCUGUGCACCCCCGCCCGCUACGAGGGUACCUGGAGUAACGGGCUGCAGGACGGGUACGGCGUGGAGACCUACGGGGAUGGAGGUACCUACCAGGGCCAGUGGGCUGGAGGCAUGCGGCAUGGCUACGGUGUGCGCCAGAGCGUGCCAUAUGGCAUGGCCACGGUGAUCCGCUCCCCACUACGCACCUCGCUGGCCUCGCUGCGCAGCGAGCAGAGCAAUGGUAGCGUGCUACAUGAUGCUGCUGCAGCUGCUGCUGCAGACAACCCAGCUGGCACCAGAGGCGGCUUCGUGCUCAACUUCCACGCAGACACAGAGCUGGGCAAGAAGAAGGGUGGCCUCUUCCGACGGGGCUCUCUACUUGGCAGCAUGAAACUCCGCAAGUCCGAAUCCAAGUCUUCCAUCUCCAGCAAGCGCAGCUCUGUCCGCAGCGAUGCAGCCAUGAGCCGAAUCAGUUCCAGUGACGCCAACUCCACGAUCAGCUUCGGUGAUGUCGACUGUGAUUUUUGCGCAAUGGAAGAUCAUGUGGAUGCCACCACCACGGAAACCUACAUGGGCGAGUGGAAAAAUGAUAAGCGCAAUGGCUUCGGCAUCAGCGAGCGCUCCAAUGGCAUGAAGUACGAAGGCGAGUGGGCCAAUAACAAGAGGCAUGGGUACGGCUGCACCGUGUUUCCCGAUGGCUCCAAGGAAGAGGGAAAAUACAAAAAUAAUAUCCUAGUCCGUGGAAUAAGGAAGCAGAUUAUACCAAUAAGAAAUACAAAAACUAGGGAGAAGGUGGAUAGAGCGAUUGAAGGCGCACAAAGGGCUGCCGCCAUGGCCAGAACCAAAGUGGAAAUAGCAAACUCAAGGACUGCACACGCCAGAGCGAAAGCUGACACUGCUGACCAGGCUGCACAGGCUGCCCGCCAGGAGUGUGACAUCGCCAGAGCCGUGGCCCGGGAACUGUCGCCUGAUUUCUACCAACCAGGCCCUGAUUAUAUAAAACAAAGAUUUCAGGAGGGGGUAGAUGUUAAAGAAAAUCCAGAAGAAAAGGUACCAGAAAAGCCACCAUCACCAAAGGAAUCCCCACAUUUUUAUCGCAAAGGCACGACACCACCCAGGUCUCCUGAGGCAAGUCCCAAACAGAGCCACUCCCCUCAACCUUCCUCCCCAAAGCCCAUGAAGAAACAAAACCCCAGCUCAGGGGCAAGACUCAGCCAAGAUAAACGGAGCAUGACUGAGGAGCAAGUGACAGCCAUUGUCAAUAAACCAUUGAUGUCAAAGGCUCCUUCAAAGGAACUCGGAGCAACAGUGUCCAAGUACUCUGGCCGCCAUCAUGUUCCCAACCCCAGCAAUGGGGAGCUGCACUCUCAGUAUCAUGGCUACUAUGUGAAACUGAACACGCCCCAGCAUCCUCCAGAAGAUGGGGAGGAUGACGGAGCCACCCAGUCUUCCUCGGCUUUGGUAUAUAGGCCGUCGCCUAACAAGUGGAGUCCCCCUAAAUCUGUGACAAAAUCAGUUGCCAAAGAAAGCAAAGCUGAGCCAAAAGCCAAGAAGUCUGAACUUGCUAUACCAAAGAAUCCUGCAAGCAGUGAUCCCUGCCCUUCUUCGGAAAAAGAAGCCAAUUCAGGCCCUAAUUCUGUCAUGAUUGUCCUGGUCAUGUUGUUGAAUAUCGGGUUGGCCAUUCUUUUUGUUCACUUUCUGACUUGAUUGGAUUGGGAAAGCAGCCCCAUCCGGCGAAGUUCUUGGCAUUGGCUACUCCAUCUGUCCUAGCAGAGUGUGACUAAACUGGAAAUGUAUGGACCCGCAACUUUUUUUUCUUGAUGGAAGUCAACAGCUGCCUUACUAUUUUACCAUCUGACGCUUUUAGUAGGGAGCUGGGGAGAGAAGACUGCCCAAGGAAUGUGGGCUGAGGAUUGUGCUGCGGUAGGCGUGGUUCCAACAUUCACCGCUAUCUCAUUAGAAGAAGUAGGUAGCAGCGUCACUCAGCAGUCCUCUGCAAAGACCGGCUGUUUAACGUCUCCUAGAGUGUUCUGGGAGAGAACGUUUCAUUUGCUAGUGCACGACUCUGCUCAUUUGUGCUGUUUAUUUAAGUAUGAUGCAUAGUCAUCUGCCACCUGCAGUCCUGGCUGGACAAAAACACACAGGUUGCAUCUCAAGGAAAAGUAACAACAAAAGAUUAGUGAAAGAGUGUUGUUUAUUUGAAUAGCAAUACAUCAUUUUCAUGUUGCUUAUUCUUUCUAAACAAAUAGAAGGCUAUUUGUCUUUAAGAUGUAGUGGUCUGAAGGUAUUAUACCUUCCAAAGAAAUUAUUUAAUUUGAAAUGUUUUUGACAUUGUUGAGGUGAAUGGUUGACGCACUCAGGAGGUGCUUCCUUCAUUUUAAAAGCUGAAAGACAGCAGCAGUGUAGGCGAAAUGUUGCAUGGAUUGCUGUAAUCAGUGGUUACGGGUUCGGUUUCAUUGCUGACGUACGUUACAACCAAAUAAAAUCUUGUCAGUGGCUAUGUUAAUUCCCAUGAAAGUUAAGCAAGAUGCUAUUAAUAGCUCCUCUUCUCUCUCUCCAUCCCCCCACCCCCAUCCCAACCUCAAAUUUUGGUUGAAUGCCUUCAGGUAGAUGGUGAAGCUUUGUUAAGUCGAUGCUCCUCAAUUCUCUGCCUUCAACAUUUUUCAAAGUUGUUUUGUAAUUUUAUUUUAAAAUUUAAAGACAUAGAUGGCUUUAUUUUAAAUAUUUGUCUUUUGCUGUCCUGUUUUGUUCUGAUGUUGAUUUUUUAUUACAUAUUUUACUCAGAAGCAUGCUUACCUAGAGAAACUCUGGGAUCUUUAUAAAGAAUGCUUAUUUAAGAAGAAAUCAGGGGAGGAAAGGUAUGUCCGAGUCUCUUGAAGGUCUUACCUUGUGGAGGGGAACUGUUCUAGAUCUUAACCGUGACGUCAUGGUGUCAGCUGAGUCUUUCACCCUUAGUUGCCUUCUCAGUGCAGACGAGACAUGUGGACUGCAUGCUUCAAGCCACCUGCAGGGUAGUAACCCAGUGGGGGGGGGUUGUUGUUGUUUUAUUUAUUUUUUGCAGAAGUGCAAUAUAUUAAGACUCCUGGGUGUGACCAACAUGGAUUAAAUAAGAAUAAGGCAGAAAGAGAGCAAAUGAAAGUAAAAUUACAACUUGUAUAUUUAUUUUUUACAUUUUGCUUUGACUUUUAAAUUUAGAAAGUCCAUUUUUACUCAAGAACAAACUAAGUCCCUGUGUGGGUCUCCACAUUGUCCCUGCUCCUUCCUACCCCUGUAGCUCCUUAUGUUGGGAAGGCUUUUUUUUUAAGAAAAUAGAAUAUUUAAUCUUACUAAGUGUUUAUUUAAAUGUGUAAUGCUUUGAAAAUAAUGGGCAACAGAGAAUUAAAGGAUGUUUAUAAAGUGAGCAUGUUGGCUCCAUUUAUAAAUAUAUAUAUGAUUUAUAAGCUUUUUUAAAACAAAGCUCAAAUUGUGGGUAUUUUUCUAAAAUGUGCACAGCUGUAUUUUCCAUGAAGGAUCUUUCUAAUAGGUUGUUAUACUGUACUCUACAUUUUGGACAGCACAUAAAGUCUGCCAAUGUACUUAAUAAAACAUGACUUUGUUAUUUAAAGUUUCUUGCUGUGAAAAAGAACUCCCUGCCAGUGAGUUCCGUAAUUUAUAUAAAAUCCUUGAAACCAAAAUGUAUAAUGUACAGUUUCCACAACUGUAACUGCUCUAAUAAAAAUGUUGGUUAUUAAUAAA
Messenger RNA from Mesocricetus auratus (golden hamster), 4167 nucleotides. RefSeq names its product junctophilin 1 (gene Jph1). The record is from RefSeq and is a predicted model, not a curated record. The coding region runs from base 157 to 2139 and encodes 660 amino acids. Gene Ontology annotation, cellular component: endoplasmic reticulum membrane; plasma membrane; sarcoplasmic reticulum. NCBI's taxonomy places the organism in Eukaryota, Metazoa, Chordata, Mammalia, Rodentia, Cricetidae. The transcript has 6 exons.